Messenger RNA from Lentinula edodes (shiitake mushroom), 1531 nucleotides. Its product is annotated as glycosyltransferase family 15 protein. Gene Ontology annotation, biological process: cell wall mannoprotein biosynthetic process; protein N-linked glycosylation. Bases 94 to 1224 code for a protein of 376 amino acids. Gene Ontology annotation, cellular component: membrane; Golgi apparatus. Gene Ontology annotation, molecular function: alpha-1,2-mannosyltransferase activity. The transcript is spliced from 11 exons. The record is from RefSeq and is a predicted model, not a curated record. NCBI's taxonomy places the organism in Eukaryota, Fungi, Basidiomycota, Agaricomycetes, Agaricales, Omphalotaceae.
UUUAUAACACAUUUCUUCUUCCAGUUCUAUAAACGUUGUGCUUUUAGAUCACCUCCAUUCCAAAGUUUCGCUCUAUUUCGAAGUGUAUACCUAAUGUCUUUCAAAAUCAAACACUAUGUAGCUCUAUCUACCCUAUCCAUGUUAGCCCUAUUUUGCACAAUGGUUCUCCUGCGUGGAGGAUUUCGACAGCUGGGCACCACUCCUCCUGUUGUAUCUAUUGAAUCUGGACUAAUACCCACGAGGGAGAACGCUACACUGGUGUUCUUGGCGCGUAAUUCGGAAUUGAAGGGCGUCUUAACAAGCAUGCAAAAUUUGGAGAAUCGGUUCAACCACAAAUAUAUGUAUCCUUGGGUGUUCUUGAAUGACGAGGAAUUUACCAAUGAAUUCAAAGGCCGCGUAAUGUUGGAAACAAACGCGAAGGUAUAUUUUGGAUUGAUUCCAAAGGAACAUUGGGUUCAACCUGCUUGGAUCGACGAGGAAAAGGCAGAAGAGUCGCGUAGACGGUUGACGGAGCAGAAAGUCAUAUACGGCGGUAGCUCUUCUUACAGAAAUAUGUGCCGCUUCAAUUCUGGCUAUUUCUUCCAACAUCCACUGCUCCAACAAUUCAAGUAUUAUUGGCGGGUAGAGCCUAACAUUAAAUAUUUCUGUGAUAUGAACUACGACCCCUUCCGAUAUAUGAUCGAUAAUAACCACACAUAUGGUUUUACAAUCGCAUUGUAUGAGGUUCCAGAGACGGUUACCACAUUAUGGGAGAGCGUCAAUGAAUUCAUCUCCCAAUAUCCUCAAUACAUCGUUAACGACAACGCCAAGGAAUUUCUAAGUAGCGACGGGGGGAACACUUACAAUAUGUGUCACUUCUGGAGUAAUUUCGAAAUAGCGGACAUGGAUUUCUGGCGGAGUGACGCGUACCAAGCAUUUUUCAAGUUCCUUGAUGCGGAAGGAGGUUUCUACUAUGAGAGAUGGGGUGAUGCUCCCGUACAUUCAAUUGCUGCCGCUUUAUUUCUCCCAAAGAACAGGUUGCACUUUUUCCAAGAUAUCGGUUACCAGCAUGCGACGUACCAGCAUUGCCCUUCAAGUGAUGAAUCCAUGGGCAAUACUUGCUCCUGCCAUCGUUGGAAUACUAUUGAUACCAAAAAACAAUCGUGUCUGCCACAAUAUAAAGCUUUGUACAUGAAUACCUCAAUCCGAAUAGAUCGUGCCCAGGGUUUGUUCCCCUGGUGGUGAUCAUGGAUGAACCUCCACCACUUCAAGAAUAGGAAAAACUUAAGUAUCAAACACCAUCUUCAAUAUUUAUAUUUAGUAUCUGAUGAUCGAUCAAAUAUUCUGCACACAUUGAUAAUACGCUGCAAAGCAAAAUGCUUUCAUCUGAAAUCUGAAAUCCUCUUGCAUGCAGAAAGAAAAAUCAUCUAAAAGGUUUUACAGUGAUUUGGCCAUAGGAUGGUUGAAGUUUGCAAAGAGAUAAGGGUGGAGGAAGGGGAUACGGUCCUGACGCACCCGCUGGGGCUUGUUAUACGAUCACCUGCAAACGUGG